AUGUUUUGGGGUCUUAGUGAAGCGCUGGAUCUCUAUCAGGAAUACUCCAAUGCGCAUAAAAUCCACGAGCCUGUUACCAGCAGCGUGAUAAACUCAGGAAAUUCUGAAGAUGCUCAAUCAAAAGGGGAAAAUUUUACGAAUUUGGAAUCUACAAAUACCGAAGAAUGUACAGCGGAAGCGGAACCAGAAGGUGGCGAUAUUGGCGGUUCGGCCUCGGCGGCUAAAAAUCUUAAUAUACUACUGUUUGGUGCCGGUGAUCCGCGCCACAUAAUCAAAACCAUGGCCAAAAUGUACAAACACAGCGGUGGAAAGGUCACUUUCUAUGUGCUUGAUGGUUGUAUAGAAAUUGUGGCACGCAAUAUGCUACUACUUGGCAUAGCACUCGAGAAUUCCGAAGGCUUCCACUUAGUACGUAAGGUACAUCUCUUCAUGGAUGUGUAUGGAAACGCACUGAUGCGUCCAUCCUCACAUCAAUAUCUGGUAGGCAAAGCGAAAACAAUGGUGAAAUUGAUUACAGAUGAUGAUGAGCUGCAGAAGUUGGCACCCCAACUGAAUAUUGAUCGUUUAAGAUAUCGUGAUCGUGAUGGAUUGGAUAAUGCAUUCAAUUUUCUCUUGCCCCGCGAAGGUUUUGCUUUCAAUGUGCAAGAAUAUUGGAUGGAACGAGUACGCAAAUUGUUAGGUGCACGCUAUGAUUACCGAGAAGGCGUAUUCGAUUGGGAUUUGAAUAUGGUGUUAAAGGAUAGGGAAGCUGGGCAAAUAUGCUCGCAGGAAUACCGUUACUGGCGCGAAACUGGCAUCGCUUUUACAUACCCCGAAUACGAGCAAUGUAAACCGAAUAAAACACUCACUGCUGGAUUGGUGCGUAACGGCGAAAAAUAUAGGCAUCGUGGUUAUGCAGGCGAUAUCCAAACCGGACCUUUUUGCACAUUCGGUCUCAACACCGUCGAUAAGGAAAUGUUGAAUUCAGUACAUGGCGAUAAUGACUAUCGUGCCACAGAUAUUACUGAGCGCAAUCUAUUAGAAUAUUUCCAUGAGUUACAAACGCGUUCGACUUAUGUUCAUGAUCGUAAAAUUUCUCGCAAAUACGGAUCCGUCAAGCUGCUAAUGGGCGAACGUCUUCCAUAUAACGAAAGCGAUUUAGAUGCAAUACAAGACUUUGAUAAGCCUUGGAUUAACGUGGAGCAGUGCAAGAUUUUCUUUCUCUCAGCAGAUGAUAUUUUUACGCUGCAAAAUGCUGAUGCCAAUGAAAGCUGGCAUGCCUUUUUUGAUGUGGUCUUUGUGGGAUAUAAUUAUUUUCCAUUUCUGAAAAGCGUUUUCUCAGAAGUGCUGCGGGAUAAUGCGUUGCUUAUUUUGGAGAGUAAACUAUUGACUGUAGCGCGCAAGGAGGAGGUCAAGCAGUUCGAAGAUAAGUUGAAAGCGUAUGCGAAGCUUAUUAACUUAACGCCGGUGAUUAAUUACAAUGCCUUGAAUUCAAAAAACAGUAUUUUAAAAUACAAGAAGAUCAAUAAAGUUGAGCGGAUGAAUGUGGAAAAUAAUUAA
Molecule: messenger RNA, 1539 nt
Organism: Rhagoletis pomonella (apple maggot)
Lineage: Eukaryota; Metazoa; Arthropoda; Insecta; Diptera; Tephritidae
Gene: Dnaaf3
Product: dynein assembly factor 3, axonemal homolog
Exons: 2
Coding region: 1-1539 (512 amino acids)
Biological process (GO): axonemal dynein complex assembly; motile cilium assembly
Source: RefSeq, a predicted model, not a curated record